Messenger RNA from Penicillium egyptiacum, 963 nucleotides. The record is from the annotation of a GenBank genome assembly. NCBI's taxonomy places the organism in Eukaryota, Fungi, Ascomycota, Eurotiomycetes, Eurotiales, Aspergillaceae.
AUGCCAUUUGUUAAACCACUUACAAUCGGCGGGCGUGCAAUGAGCCGCACCUCAGUGGCCACUGCUUUGUCGACACCAUCCAGACACUUUUCUGUCACCCCGAACAUAUAUCAAGGAAUCACUCUUCUGCAAGACAAACAAAAUGGAUUUGGCUUCGCGCGGUCAAACCCAAGGCCUGCCAAACCCAGAACGAAGGGUGUCACUGAGAUCCGUGGCCCAUACUAUUCGAUGGUCUCAAAUUUGCCGGAGGUGAGUCCCAACAGGGCUUCGGUUCUCGCCAGAAACGAGAGCGCUGAGACAAAGCCAGGAGCCUUUUCUCUCUUUCAUGAGAAACCACUGCGGGAAUUGGUAGAUCUCGCUCACGAGCACGGCGUGUACAUCUCAACGGGUGGAUGGGCUGAGCAUCUCCUCACACACCCCGAUCCGAAUACGGUGUUUGACCGCUACUUGAGAAAAUGCAAGGAUCUCGGACUCGACGUGAUUGAACUAUCUUCUGGUUUUCUGUCAAUUCCAGAGGAUGACUGGCUCCGCCUUAUUGAUAAAGUCCACUCAUACAAGUUGGAACCAAAGCCUGAAUUGGGGAUUCAAUUCGGAGCUGGUGGAGACACACCUGCCUCAGGACUUGAAGCAAUUGGAACCUCCGACCCUGGCAAAUUGGUGAACUCGGGUCGUAGAUUCCUCGAUGCCGGUGUGAAGCGGUUGAUGAUUGAGUCAGAAGGUAUCACUGAAAACGUCACCGCCUGGCGGACUGAUGUGGUGUCGAAGAUCAUGAAGGAGCUUCCUGCUGAGCGUGUCAUGUUUGAAGCGGCAGAUCCCAAGGUCUUUAGCUGGUACGUCCGUGAGUUUGGUAUGGAUGUCAACCUGUUUGUGGAUCACAGCCAGAUUGUGCAGUUAGAAUGCCUGCGGACUGGCAUCUGGGGCACUGCCGACACCUGGGGCAAGAUAGUGUCGUUCCGGUCAUGA